This is a messenger RNA of Xyrichtys novacula (pearly razorfish), 7886 nucleotides long. NCBI's taxonomy places the organism in Eukaryota, Metazoa, Chordata, Actinopteri, Labriformes, Labridae. The record is from the annotation of a GenBank genome assembly.
GUUGAGUUGGAGUUUGAACUUUGGACCAUAAAAAAAGAGCUGAGCGAUACUGUGGGGACUCUUCAGCAAAGGAGACAAAGAAACGCCAUAACAAAGCAAAUUGGAUAUUUAAACUGGAUCUGUGUGGUCUUGGACGGCGUCAGAGGCAGUUCACUCAAAUCAUGGAGUCCUAUCAAGAACAGGUAAAUGAAUACAGUCCUUUUUAUACUCAAGUUUUUCUGUUUUGGAUUACUGGGGAAAAGUUCAAGCAGCAAAUUUGGAUCAUACCUUGAAUUCUUAAAUAUAUUUGUCAUGUAUGGACUCAAAUAUGAAUGUUCUGGACAGACUUAACAAUGGGGAUGAAAAUGGUCACGAUCUCUAACAGAUACAUAGGCAGACUCAGGGAACAUAUUGUACGGCACAGUGUGUUCAUAUGCAGCCACGGUGAAAGGUUGGCAGUAAAAAAAAAGCAAUCAACUGUGUCAGCAGAAAAGAAAAACAUCCAUAUUUUUGUUUUCUUUGCUUCUACGAGCAUGACAGUCACCAUAUUGUGUUGUGAUGAAAUGUCAUGAUCUCAUUUCAGGGCUGUGAUGGUAUCGAACUGCUCGACUGGCUGUUUGAUCAAAACGAUGGAAUUCUCCGCCACGAAGAAACCGAACGCCAUGGCAACCACCACACCUGGCCAAUUCAGGACCCAAAUGUGCGUGACACUGUGGGGUCUCUAAUGUCAGACACACAGACUAGGAUUGUCUGUUAGCUUUGAUGAUAUGCUCUGGAGGUCUUAACAUGAGUUUUGUUUUUCUGGUUGCAGAUGCUGCAGCCAGCCGAACAGACAGACGAUGACUUCCUCAACGCCAUACUGAGUGGCAGUGAUUCUGCGACAGGCUCCCCUCUGUGGUCCCCUUCUCCCAGUGACAGUGGAAUCAGUGAGGACCCCCCUUCAGAUCAGAUGGACAGCCCUCUGCGCCCUGAUAGCCCCCCAGAGGAGGCACAGUAUUUCAGUAUGAGGCCGCAAACCAAGGCCGCCCUGGAAGCCAACGUCUCCAUUGACCUCAGUAAGUCACUAGUUCCUUAACAAAAAAACAAAAAAAAGUUAAUUGUAAUAAAAAUGUUGCCAGUUUUUGUUUAAUACUUGCUCUGAUAACAUUGUUAUCUUAUUCUGGUUUCAUUAAGUUAAAUCGAGUUUCCAGACACAGCCGUGUGCAGACAAUAAUCUGCCACAUUCUUGCAAAUGAAUCUCUGAAUCAAAGCAGACAAAGACAGAAACAUUAUCACUCUAAGAAAAAGAAGACGUUUGUGUGAUGUUACGAAGCUGUUAAUCUUUUCUGGUUGUGUAAUCAAACUAUAGACACUGACAUUUCUUAUUGAUCUUGUUAGCAGUUUAUUUAUGCUUACUUUUGUGUCUGUGUUUCUGUGUGUCUGCAGAUGGUUGGUGCCCCCCCUUCCCGUCUGACAGAACCAGGAUCACACAAUAUCCCUCAAAUGUGCAAAGACCACAGCUGUCCUCCGGCUUCCCUCUCACUGUCAAAGAUCUGCUUCUGUCUGGCACUCCAGAGCCAGUGAGUGUUUUCCGUCUCUCUUCUGUACUUUGACACAGUCAGGGAAGCAAAAUGACAGAAUUGAAAUGUUUUUAGCUUCUUGUUUUGUCUGCUUGACUCAUACACAGGACCUGUUGUUUACCCAGUGCGUGAGAAGGGUGUGUUUGAUUUGUGUGAAUGUAUGAUGUCACUUAGAGGGACUCAAACCUGACGUGAGGUCAAUUGAUUUGGGACGGUUUUUUCAAUUGUGGAUGACAAAAUGGGUAAAUGUAAGUGAGAUGGCUUGAGAGAUAGAAUUAAUGCAUACAAGAGGAAUCUGGGAAAAGUGAGGAUGACAUUCAGCAAAGGGCGGCAGGAAUCAAACCUGCCUCAAGGAUUAUAGCCUCUGUAUAAGGAGUACAUGAUCUAACAGAUAAGCCAAACUGGUGCAUUGGGUGCUUGUUUUAAUAUCACAAUCUGGUGACUUCACUCGCUGAAAUCAUUGACUCAUCAAGGGGUGAGGUCUUAGGAGUGCUAAUUAGUUUCCUGUGUUUGAACUUUUGGUUGCUCUACACACAGUACUCAGUUUAAAAGUGUGAUGAGGGGGAGGAAGAGGACUUUUAAUGUUCUAUUCAGCUGAAGUAGAAUUGAGAUAUUCUCAAUAAUGAGUUCUCUGCUGAUUUAGGUGGAGUUGUUUCUGUACAUGAAUCCAGCGAGCAGUUUGUAUAUGGUACCAUUUCACAUAGUCGUGACUGUUGGAGCAACUCACAGAGGGCUGGAUUAAAGACAGCUGCUGAUGACGUUAUCUUAAUCACAUGAUUUUAGCAUUAUCACAAGUUAUCAUGUUAGACACCCAGCAAAAUAUAGUGGGAUUAUAUAUGGAGGAGGGGGGGAAAGGAGUUUACUCAGUUGGAGAUAUAAGGCGUUGUAUCUGCUGAGAGCACCUGGCAGUAGUAAGUAAGUAGUAGUAAGAAAAAGUCAACUUACUUCAAGAGGUGAAUAUUUUGAUUUGCAGUUAGGAUUUAAUCCAGAUAUUGAAAUGGCCUAACUCCACAAAUGCAAAGUUAGAUCUUAGCCAAUAUAUCAACACUCCCACACAAAGUGUCUAUGAUCUCACCAGCAUGAAAUUUGUUAUUCGUGCAUUUUUCACAAACUUGAAUAGUAAGUAAAUAUAGUUCAAUAUUAUAGAUUACAAAGUAUAGAAUAAAUCUGGCUAUUUCAGCCAUGUUGUUUUAUACGAGGUCCAACUUCCCGUUAUUCUUGCACCUCUAGAGGUUUUAUCUGCGCAUGCACUCAGGAGGCUCAUUGUGUCUACAGCCAGGUCCUUCUUCCCAUUUGUGAUAAACCAGCAGCUGCAUUCUAAUUUCAUUCGCAAAUAUGUUUUUUUAAAAGAUAUUUAUCAAGCACAUAUUUUCUGUCAUCAUUUAUUCAGCUUUUUGCAAUCACAGCUGGCCCGUAAUGAUUGGGCCACAUUCAUCUUCUUGAUUAGUUUGCUAGCUAGAUAAGGAAUGAUAUUUAUGACAGCCUUUUAUUAAUCACCUGCCAAUGAACAAAAAAAGCCAUUUAAGAGGUCACUCAGUAAGGGGCAAAAGUACUAAUAAACACAAUAGCCUCGAUCCUCCUCCGUAGUUCUCUGUAUAGCUGGUCAAUCUUUAAGUUUUUGUGUCACACACAAGGACUUUUUCUCAUGAAGUUAAGGUGCGUGUUUUCGGCAAAAUGAACAAAAUUAAAGUUAGCUGGCUCAUAGAGAAGGUGAAGCGCCAUAGGUUGCCCCACAGGCCCCCAACAUUGUUAUAUACAUGUCAUUAUUUUUCAGCUGUAGAGCUAUUCUACUUACCCUGUGUGGCGACAUGGCAACAUUGAGGCAUUUCAUACUGUUCUUUUAUUCCUGGCUGCUUCUCAGGAACAGUUUUGUUUGCUGUCAUAACUUGAAAAAUAAUGUGAAACCAGUUCUGUUUUCUUGCUUCUUUACAAUAUACACCUAUAGUAGCCAUAAAAAAUCCAUGGUUUUAUGGGCAGAGCUCUUUUUAAAGAGGUGAGGAAUAAUUAAUGUCUGAUUGAGAGUUGAUUUUUCUAUAGCAGACUAAUAAUCGUACCAAAUCAUCUUAAUGAUACUGAGAUAUAGGAGGUUGUGGAUAGGAGGUUGUGAAAAGACUUGGAUGGGUCAUAGGUCAAGGACUGGGCUCACACAUAGAACUACAAUAACAUGCUCACAUUCACAGGCUACAUGCAUGUUCACAACAGGGUAAAUAGUUUCCUUUUUCUCCAUUAUUCGGUUGUAGGAAAAUCCAAUUAAUUUUUUGAAGACAUUAUUCCUAAAAGGAGAGGUUAUCACACGAGCAGAAUAAUGUGUUAGUGCUUCUGAAACUUGAGGGUGCUCAGCGGUGAGGAUGCAGCAAGCUCAGUAUUGAUCUCAUCUUUGCAGACCAGCUUGGUAAAAACAAAGAAAAUUGUGGCGAUUGCUUUGUGGUUGAUGAAGGUAGCCUUACAGUCUGCACUGAUUUAAUAUCUUCUUGUGGGGCUCUGGGGGAAGAGAUGGUUUGAUAGAGGAGCAGGAGGUAGAUGAGUAGGAGCAGGGACAAAAUGUAAUCAAACAGCACUUAUUACAGCUUUUGUAUUAAUAUUCAUAUCUCACAAACAGACUCCACACCUGUCCCAGCAGUCUAUUCAGGAGCUGAUACUCAAUGAUGAUGAGAAGAAGCUUUUAGCAAAGGAGGGGGUGACUCUACCCAGCCAGCUACCUCUAACAAAGGUAAAACGCAAUCAAUACCGCAACAACUAUCAGCUCCAAGAUUUCGAUCCCUCAAAGGCUCAAAAUUAAACUGUUCCCUCCUCUGACGAUCAGUAUGAAGAAAGGAUUCUGAAGAAAAUCCGCAGAAAGAUUCGCAAUAAGCAGUCGGCACAGGAGAGCAGGAAGAAGAAGAAGGAGUAUAUUGAUGGGCUGGAGAGCAGGUAAGACUGAUCUCAUCCAAAAAAAUUAAUAAAUAAAAAGAGGAAAUGAUUUUUUCUCAGCACGACUUUGCACAUCUGCAUCUUAAAAUUAACCAUUUUUAGCACAAGCUCUUUUUCUAGAUUAUGUUGUAUCAUCAGAUUAUCCUCGAGGCCUGGCAGUCUUAAAUUAAAUGAGUUAUGACAACAGUCACCUUCACUCACACAUUAUUGCCUCAAAUAAUGAAGUAAUUCUGUUGUAAGAAUUUUUACUUCAGUGCUAAAGGGAAUACUCGAGCUUUUAAAGUCAAACUCAAGUAGACUUGAGCUCAAGGAACUUGUAACUUCCACCUACUUUAUAGCAGGUUUUAAAGUAGUUUGAAUACAGUUUUUGGUGUUGUUGUUGUUUCAAAUAAAGCAUGUUUUUGUUUGUGUGAGCCUCACCUUGUCCGGCCCUCUCUUGUGUGUUGUUUCCUUUAGGAUGGCCACCUGCAAUGCACACAACCAGGAACUGCAAAGGAAAGUGUCCCAGCUGGAGAAAUGCAACAUGUGAGAGUUUUCAGAAGGACUUUUAAUCCUAUUUGUAACUUUUCUUCCAAACAGUGUUUCACAAUCUUCUCCUCACUCUUAUGUUCCUUCAAAGCUCUGUUUGUAAGGUAACGCAUCACCACCUUUUCUUUUUCCUUUCCUAUUUGACCAUCUGCAGGUCACUGAUGGAACAGCUGCGCAGGCUGCAGGCUCUGGUCAUGAACACAUCCAACAAACCAGCCCAGACAGGGACAUGCGUACUGGUAUGGAUGCCUUAAGUCUCUCUCUCUGUGUCCAGCAGAUGAACAUAUUGCACAUUAGCUUCAAAGCUUGAUUAGCUAUGGAGAAAAGCUGAUAUAGAUAUGCGCACAAUGAACAAGACAGCAAACGAGGACACAUAAAUUGUCUGAGGGCUUGCAUGUUUUACCAGCGAACGCAUUUGAACACAAAAAAAAACAACUUUUGAAAAACAGAAUGCUUUUCUCAUAAAAAUACACAGCAGAACAAUAAUAACUAUUUUCUUAUAAGCAAUACAUCCUGAAAACAUAUUCCACAGAAGAAAUAGUUUGAAGAAAUAAACUGACGGCAGGAAAUUGAAAAGUCUGACAAAGUUGAACACAGAGGCUUUCUUUGACAUUUUUCUUUGACCUAUGUGUCAAAAAAUGAUGUUUUCAUCUUCCCUGGGCAUCCUUUAUUGAACUUUUUUUUGCCUUCCCCUGUUGAUGUUUUGUUUUUUCUCACUCGUAGGUACUCUUGCUGUCCUUCUCCCUAAUCCUGUUCCCAAGCCUCAAGCCUUUGUCUGACACCAAGGUCAGCCAGGGAGACUUCAGUCCAGUAAGAAGUGAGUAACCUUCAGAAGGAAACAGCUUUGUGAAGCCGCCUGCUGUCUAAUCCAGCAGCUCCUUGUCGCUGCUGAGGAGCUUGUUAGAACUGCAGUCUGACCCACUGCUGGAAAGGUCUUCACCCGCAGAGCUUCACAGCCUGCUUCAAAUAUCGGAGGAUUUGAUGUCGACUUAAAAAUCUAAAGAUUAGAUGCCACACACAGAGAAAACAGGCCGUCUAUCAUAAUCAUGAUUACUAAGUUAAUGCAAUAUCAAAAACCUUGAAUAAUUCACCGUUAGUGACUUCUUUUUGAUUUCCCUUUUUACACAUAAAUCCUCCAAAUGUUGCUGUGUUACCUUGCACUGCCUUGAAAAAGGUAAUCAAUUCUGCACUUUCUCUGAGUGCUAGAGGAUUGGAGUCCUUAAUGAUGAACAUUUUGUCCAAUUACAAGGACAUAACAAUGUUGAUGUUGGUGGUUGUUGAAAAUUAAGGUGCUCUCACCAGCUGAAGUUGUUCUUCAUUAGGCGCGUCAGCAGACCUCUGUUGGUGCAUGCUCAGCCAACAGUUUACCUCUGCUUGUAGUUUUGAUAUUUAACCAUGGACUAUACAUAGAAUUGACAUCGUCUGCCUCCUCGAUGGGUGAAGCCACUCUGAGAACAGCGCCCUCUGGUGACAGGCUGCAGUAUAGGUCAUAAAUCUCGCCUCCAGCAAGCCCUAUGGAGCUGUGGACAAACUUAAGAAAUUUAUUACACAGAAUAUAACUUUUUCUCCCCCCUGGUUCUGAUGUUGACAUGUAGUUAUUGUAAGACUGUUUUGUGCUCAAGUGCUUUUUUUCCGUGAAGCUCCAUUUUUAAAAGUUAUUAGGGGGUUCAUGUUUUCUAUGAUUGACACUUGAUACGGCCUAUGGGCGUACAAAGAUUGCGUAGCUCACCCGGAUGAUACACUGUUUAAGCCGAGCGUCACCAUAGCAACUUUCAGCGACUCUUCCGCCAAAUGCGUACAAAGCUACUGCGCAAUGUUGGGUUCAGGAAAUGGAGUAAAGUUGCGGAAAUCCUGAGAGCUUUUCAGCUUCAAAUCUGUAUACUGGCGGAAGGCGGAACCAAGUUGUCCAUAGUAUAUCCAGUCCAUGUAUUUAACACUGGAAGUCUUUUUUUAAUGGAUUUUGUGGGACACUAUAAAGCACAGCUUUUGCUCAUUAGGUUAAGUCCAUAGUGUCUGCAGCUAGGUCUCUUCACUCAGGGUUGCCAGGUCUGUGUGACAAAGUUAGCACAAUGGCCAAUCAAACACUGACUGACUGACUGUGCUUCAUCUCGGUUAAGGUUAAUAGUGUAGACAUCUUAGCUGCAUAACUGUGUAAUCAUAUAGUGUAAGAUAUACAGGUUGUCAUGUCUGUCUGUCUUUUCUCUGCCUCUUUCCCUCACAGUCCAGUCACGGGCCCUGCAGAACCUUCAGGCCUCCCGGGUGCUGCACGUCAUCGAGCCUCCUCUUUCUGCUGAGGAGGAAUCAGAACCGCUGCACCGAUAUUUCCCUGGAGACAGAGGAUUAGAUGAUAUUACCGCACUGAUGGGGAAGAUGGGAGUGAACCAGGACCGGUCUGAUUUGGAGUCCAUGUCUCUGAACAGCAGCCAGGAAGAAAUGAGGGGCAAUUUUCACGUGGAUCCAAUCACUGGUCACAUAGCUACUGUGACCUUGGAUCCCCAGCGCUCCGCCAGGCUGCGACCACAUGCUGAUGAUAUGUAACAGAAAAUCAUAAUUUGUCUCCACCUUCCUCUUCAUACUUGGUUUCUCAGGGAAUCAUCUGAACCUGCUGUUUGCACGGAUAGGUAAAUUAGCUUUCAACAGCUUCUGUUUUCAAUUUAAUAUAUAUGAAGUCUUCUUUGUGAUACUGUUUUUUUUUUUUAUCAAAAAUGGAUUCUGUUCUUCUCAAGAUGAAUCUUUUGCCUCUUUUCUUUGAUGUUAAAAAUAUAGUUGAGACUAGUUUUAAUUUGAAAGGAUUGUUUGUAAAAUGUUGAAGGAUAUUUUGACUGUUUUUUUAUUAAUUGAUUUGAUUUGAUUUGAUUGGUUUUGAUUUGUUGUAGAUAAAUUGCCUCAAAUAAAAGUUAAAAAGCCAAA